Danio rerio (zebrafish) is the source of this 2414-nucleotide messenger RNA. The record is from RefSeq and is a predicted model, not a curated record. Lineage: Eukaryota; Metazoa; Chordata; Actinopteri; Cypriniformes; Danionidae.
UAUUUUAUUAAAUACUUUAUUACUUUAUAAAUUUUCAUUUAGACUAGUGGCACAAUUAUUUGGAUUGGUUUAAAUGUUUAAUGAAGGGGCUAAUAGAUAAUUCUAAAUUACGUAAUGUACUGUAAUAUAUUUUAUGCGAAUAUUAACUUUUGUAUGUGUGUAGUCUAUACUUUUGUCAGCAGGCCUGCAUAAUGAAAGCGCUUGAAGGAACUUCCCCUUUAAGAGCAUGUCCCUUUAAGAAACUUCACCUGGACACACCUGAACUUCCACCACGGGAGUUACACUUCAAAAGAGGAAAUAAAACAAUCCAGAAAUCUCAACCUGCGCUGAAGUCUGGAAUUUCUGUCUUUAGGCCCUGGGACAAUGGAUAAGGGCCCUCCUGGACCAGUAGCGGUUCCCCAAACCCCCCAAUGGGUAGCAGAAGUGGACAAGUUAACAAAGGAUGUGAACAGCACUGAGGAUGAAGAAGAGCCGAUGAAGUCUGCAAAAAUGGAACCCAGUACCCUACCAUGGCCUGAGAACAAACCCGAAACACAGAUUCCCCCAGUCCGUGAUGGUGAAACUACAAGCGUGAGGUCCGAUUGCACUUCUCUCCGUGGUGGUCUCAGCCGGACCGAGAGCGAGCGAGAAGAGUUCAUGAUGAAAGAGAAGAGGAAGACUGGUGAGGAUUGGAGGGAGAUGGAGGCUGGGAAAGAAGAGAGAGUUUCUGACAUUGGACUGAGAAACGGGGUGAAAAGCACCCUUACUGAGAUCGAGUUGGAAGAGGUCAACACAAUGCCGGAGAACGCAGCUCGAGUCUUCAGCCCCAGCAUCACCAUCCUGCGCUCCACCAGUCAGCAGGAGGCUGCAGAACACUGGAGAGAUCAAGAAGAGGAAGCGAGAAGCCCCUUCCUUGGGUCACAUGGGACACAUGGCACACCGCUAGAAGAGUAUUACCAGGACUGGCCGGAUACACACAGAUCACACUGCUGUAACUGUGGUUGCUGUAACCGUGAUGCUCUUAAACUGGGAGCUUCCAUGUUCACUUCAGCUUUGAUCUUCCCCUUGUUGGUGUGGGGUGGCUAUGUUUUCCUGCCCUUUGAUGCUCCUCUACUGGACAGUGCCCCCCUAAGGCUGGUCUACACCCUGCGCUGCUCAGUUUUUGCAGUCAUACCAAUUGUUCUUGGUAUGUUGGUUCUUGGCGUGUCCCGUCUGUGGUAUCGCUCCUUGAAACCGCGGUUUGAAGGGGAGAAGGAAGUUAAGCAGGUUGCUGUUCAUCAGCGUUAUGUGGAGGACUCCAUCUCGCUUUUCCUGCUUUACUUUCUCCAACUGACUGUCAUGGCUGCCUACCUGAAUCAGGAUCUGCUUAAACUUAUUCCCCUCCUCACCAUUGUUUUUGCCUUUGGCAGAUUGCUCUACUGGGUCGCAGCAGCGUGUGGCAGCAGUUUGAGAGGCGUCGGCUUUGGCUUUUCGUUUCUGCCCAUGUUGGUUAUGCUGGUGGCCAACAUCUACUUCAUCUUCCUCUCCGAAUCUGCAGGCUCAAUCUUUGCCCCGAACAUCCCAGAUCCACCUGUUCCUUCCAACAAACAGAGGUUCUGGGGAUAAACAGACGACACAUGACUAUUUUCUGCUGCUGCCAAAUAUAGACCAGAUCGCUUUCGGCUUAAAGCCCACUGAAAUUGGACUACGAGACAUUAGUUUCUAAGAAUGUGAUUUCGUUUUUCUCUCCUGUUCUCUGCAUCCCAGAGCAUUUUUGUAUAAAGAAUAGAUGGGUUAGAUUUGCCAGAACUUUGCUCAAAAGGAGAGAGAUAUGAGAAGUAGAAAGAAGGUAAUGUUUUAUUUUUCUCUGAACUAACUUGUGUACUUGGGAACUUGUGUAACUUUAGAUGUUAAACUAUGAAUUAAAAAAAGGAACAACCCUUUAUUGCAGCCAAACAUGAGCGGAAUAAGCUGCUUCAUCCAUCAAGAGAGCUUCACAUGAACCCGUUUCAAUGCAUCUAUUUUAAGAUGAGAAUAUCAACAGAAUGAGCACAAUUCUGAAUAUUUAUACCACAUGUGUUUUUUAAAGUUGGCAAUGUUUAAAAAAAGUUUGCAUUUGUUAGGCAUUGUUUGCUUAUUCAAGUCUAAGCUGUUGUGUUGUGUGUGAAGUUAGUGGCUUGCCCAAACCUGUAUUUUUCCACAGCCACUCCUUUAUCUCUCUUUGAAAAUUUAAUGGCAAUGUGAAGUUUAUUCAGAGUGUAGAUGUAUAUUUUUAACAGAUUUGUUAAAAGGUUUAGAAAGAUACUGGUAGUUUUUUUUUUCCUGAAGCACUUGCGAAAUGCUAAUCAAAGCUUCAAAGAGGUUUAUCUUUUGGGCAAAUGAAUCUAUCUAGCUUAAUUUAAAUCACAUUUUUAACAGUCAGACUCUUUGAAUAAAUGUUUUUGGUAAUAAAUAAA